AUGUUAAUUUUUAAGAGUGCAUUUGUAAUAUUUUUUGCUGCAUUCGUACUGUCAUUAAGUUCGGAAAUUGCAAAAGAUGCCAAUUCUUUGAACAUUGGCCUUGCAUGUUUGUAUGUAGCAAGUGGAGCAAUAGCUGGAAAAAUCCUAUAUGACAGAUACCAGCACAUUCAUAUACUAAGCUCACUAACACCAAAUCCAAAUGUGACUCUAUAUGUUAAUAGGGUAGCCUCAAUUUCAGCAUCAUUUCUUACUCUGGGCUUCCUAAGUCAACUAUGUCUCUUUUUAGUUAAGGUAGAUGAUACUAGUGUAAAGGCCCUUGACAUAAUCCUUUAUGGAUUUGGGACACUGUAUAUGUGGUUACAGUGUCUCCUUACAACAUAUAAUUCUACAUUAUUUUACGAGAAGAAAGUGACGGUGUUGAGACAAUGCCUAUCCAACUUGAGCUUCCUUUUUCUAGUUCUUAUGGCUAUUUUUGGGACUUUAUCUGUCUUUUUAACGCAAGGUGAUUCCAGUGUUAUGUACAUAUGUAAUAUAAUUACAACGCUGAGCAGCUACAUAUUGACAACUAUUUUCUGUAUGUUUAUUCUAACAUUUGAGAGAGAAUAUAAAUAUUUUUCUGAGGGAAUUCGCUCCGACAUGUUAAUUGAUGACGCCUGUUCACUGAACAACGCAUCACUUGACGUCGAACGCCUACUAGGGACCCAAGAGCAAACCUACAGUACAAUAAAGAGGAUAUUACCACGUACCGCUAUGUCUUGA
This is a messenger RNA of Leptosia nina, 759 nucleotides long. The record is from the annotation of a GenBank genome assembly. NCBI's taxonomy places the organism in Eukaryota, Metazoa, Arthropoda, Insecta, Lepidoptera, Pieridae.